This is a messenger RNA of Triticum dicoccoides, 1862 nucleotides long. RefSeq names its product beta-hexosaminidase 2-like. Gene Ontology annotation, molecular function: beta-N-acetylhexosaminidase activity. Lineage: Eukaryota; Viridiplantae; Streptophyta; Magnoliopsida; Poales; Poaceae. The transcript has 3 exons. Gene Ontology annotation, cellular component: membrane. The coding region runs from base 1 to 1590 and encodes 529 amino acids. Gene Ontology annotation, biological process: carbohydrate metabolic process; glycosaminoglycan metabolic process. The record is from RefSeq and is a predicted model, not a curated record.
AUGGCGGCGAAGAAGGGCCUUCUCGCCGCCGUCCUGCUCCUGUCCUUGCUGAGCUCCCCGCUGCCGUCGCGCGCCCAGGCAUCGGUGUUCCCCGUCAAUGUGUGGCCCAAGCCGACGUCCAUGUCCUGGGCGGAGCCGCUCGCGGCCAUGCCGGUGUCCGCGUCGUUCCGCAUCGUCGGCACGUCCGGGGACAGCCCGUACCUCGUCUCCGCCACGCAGCGCUACACCGCGCUGCUCUUCGCCGAGAGGUACAGGCCCAUCGUCCGGCCGGCGGUCAAUGUCACCGCCGGGGGCCCCGCGCUCCAGAGCCUGACCGUGUCCGUGUCCGACCUGUCCGCCCCGCUCCAGGACGGCGUGGACGAGUCCUACGAGCUGGAAAUCCUCCCCACGGGCGUGGCCACCAUCACGGCUGCCACGGUAUGGGCCGCCAUGCACGGGCUGGAGACGUUCUCGCAGCUCGCGUGGAGGGGCCGGCAAGGGGAGCUGCUGGUGGCCACCGGCGUGCGCGUGGAGGACAAGCCUUUGUACCAGCACCGCGGCCUGAUGCUCGACACCGGGAGGACCUACUUCCCCGUCGUCGACAUCCUGCGGACGAUAGACACCAUGGCGGCCAACAAGAUGAACGUGUUCCACUGGCACAUCACGGACUCGCAGUCGUUCCCCAUCGAGCUGCCGUCCGAGCCGAUGCUCGCGGAGAUGGGCGCGUACGGCGAGGACAUGAGGUACACCGUCAAGGACGUCAAGCGCAUCGUCGAGUUCGCCAUGAGCCGCGGCGUCCGCGUCGUGCCGGAGAUCGACGCACCGGGCCACACGGCGUCGUGGGCCGGCGCGUACCCGGAGGCGGUGUCCUGCGCGGGCAAGUUCUGGCUGCCCGACGCGAGCGACUGGGGCACCAGGCUGGCGGCGGAGCCGGGGUCCGGGCAGCUGAACCCGCUGGAGCCCAAGACGUACGAGGUGGUGGCCAACAUCAUCGACGACAUCACCUCCAUGUUCCCGGAGGGCUUCUACCACGCCGGCGCCGACGAGGUGACGCCGGGAUGCUGGGAGACGGACCCGUCGAUCCAGGCGGACAUGGAGAAGGGCGGCACCCUGAGCCAGCUCCUGGAGCGGUACGUGCGCGCGGCCGGGUACCGCGCCAUCGUCUCCUCGGCCUCCUUCUACUACCUCGACUGCGGCCACGGCGACUUCGUCGGGAACAACAGCGUGUACGACGACCAGAGGAGCGACUACAAGACGGACGGGGGCUCCUGGUGCGGGCCGUUCAAGACGUGGCAGCGGGUGUACGACUACGACGUCGCGUACGGGCUCACCGCGGAGGAGGCCAAGCUGGUCAUCGGCGGCGAGGUGGCGCUGUGGACGGAGCAGGCCGACGCGACGGUCCUGGACGCCAGGAUCUGGCCGCGGGCGUCGGCCAUGGCGGAGGCGCUGUGGUCCGGCAACCGCGACGCGUCCGGCAGGAAGCGGUACGCGGAGGCCACGGACAGGCUCACCGACUGGCGGCACCGCAUGGUGGGGCGAGGGGUCCGCGCCGAGCCCAUCCAGCCGCUCUGGUGCCGCACGCGCCCGGGAAUGUGCGACCUGGUUCGGUAGCGACCCGACAAGGAGCGGCGCGCGCGUACGCGCCGUUGCGUGUGCCAACUCUGAGCAUCAUUACCUUUCAUUCAUAUCAAACGUGUCAAACUAAAUUAUGUAAGUGAGCUAAAGCAUGUAUGGUGUUUCCUUUUUGUUGUGUGAUUGUGCGGAGAAUACUACCAGCAGUGCCAUUUUUUUGUCAACUUGUUCUUUGUUUGUAAAUGUGAAGUGGACGGCAUGUCAUGUUAUCCAAUGCGCAGUUGUACCUUCCUCAAAGCCGGACCUUUUCA